CAAAGAUGUAAAAUGACAUACUGAUAUACCCGAUGUAAAAAUAUUUUUACUACACUAGCUCACCAUCUGAUCAAAUAAUGCAUCAUGGCACCUGGACCGACAAUCACGCCCGACCCACGACUAUCUCCAUUGAAAUAUUGGGCUAGACCCGUCCGGCUCCUGUAGAUUAACAAUUGUGCCAUGGCCGGCCAACACUUCCUCCCUCCGAGUUCGGCUCCCCCCGAUGCAUUGUUGCACCCAGACUUGGCGCUAAUGCCAGUUAUCGCUCCCGGUGCCUGGGCCCACUAUUGGCCAGCUCCCAGCGCCGGGUCAUCGCCUCUACUCCGGUUCCCGGCGUUCGGGCUCGUUAAAUCCUGGUCCCCGGCUUUCCCUCCUAGCACCCGGGCCCACUAUUACCCGGGCUCACGGCGCUGGGGAUUCGCUUCUCGUCCGAUUCCCCGGGCCCGGUUAUCACGUCCGGGCCCCAGUGCCCGGACCCACUAUUGCCCCGGCUUUCGGGCUCCGCCCUCCUCCCAGCGCCCGAGUCCACUAUUGCCAUGGUUUUCCGCGUCAGGUCUUCGUCUCCCGUUCAGUUCCAGAAGCCCGGACUCGUUAUCGCUCUCGGUCCCCGGUGCCGGGAUCUACUAUUGCCUUGGCUUCCGGCGCCGGGCCUUCGCCUCUCGUUCGGUUCUUGACACCCAGACCCGUUAUCGCUCCCAAUCCUCGAUUCCCAAGCUCUGUCCUCCUAACGUCGCCCGGGCCCGCUAUUGCUCCGACUUUCGGCACUGGGCCUUCGCCUCUCGUCUGAUUCUCGACGUUCAUGCCCGUUAUCGCUCCCGGUCCUCGACGCCCGGGCCCACUAUUGCCUGACUUCUAGCAUCGGGCCUUCACUUCUCGUCCGGCUCCUGGCGUCUGGGCCCGUUAUCGCUCCCGGUCCCUAGUUUUCGUGCCCGCCAUUGUCCCAUCGCCUGGUGUUGGGUCUUUUCCUCUCGUCUGAUUCCCGACGCCCAGGCCCGAUAUCGCCUCUGACUCCUAGUACCCGCCGGUGCACUACUGCGCCCGACACAAGGCCCGCUUUCGCCCUCGUCUCCCGGCUCCCGACACCCGAAUCCACAUAGACUCCUCCACCUUAAUCCAUGGUUCGCUCUCCCCCGGUACAUGUGACAUGUCUUCUCUUCAAUCAAUCUCCAAUGUGGCAAGGGUGUUCCCAUUACGAAAAAUCAUGGUUGACAUUCGUUUAAGUAAAAGCAAUCAGUCAUUGAAGUUAGAAUCACUCAUGUUGUCCCUGGGAAAAUUUACGAAGGCUGACAGAAAUACUGAAACAACCACAAUAUGCACCAAUAAUCAGUCUCUCAAUCUUAAACACCAUUUUAUGACUUUUCACAUUUAGGUGGAGUAGGGAAUGUUCCAAGCGACUUUCGCGGGUGGUGUACUAUAUCCCUUUCCUGUCAUUCUUGUGAUUCCCAGCUCCCUUAGCUUAUUCUAAUUUUAUUAUAUUAUUCCAAACCUUAACUCGACAAAAUAGGCUCAAUGAUCUCUUUCUUCGAUAGACCGGUCCGGCGCUCUGAGUGGUUAUAUUUGUGCAUGUUUUGACUCGCUGGUCAUUAUGGAUGAUGUGGCAUGGUGAGGCAAAUGGGAAAUAAGCACUUAAAUAAUAC
This is a messenger RNA of Linum trigynum, 1637 nucleotides long. Lineage: Eukaryota; Viridiplantae; Streptophyta; Magnoliopsida; Malpighiales; Linaceae. The record is from the annotation of a GenBank genome assembly.